AUGCGCCAGCCGAUAGAUACAGAUUCUCUGCACCGUUUUCUCAAAGACCAUGUCCCCGCCAUUCAUGUACCCAUUCAAAUACAGCAGUUCGAAUUCGGCCAGUCCAACCCGUCAUACAAGUUGACAGACAGCCAGGGUCAACGCUUCGUGCUCCGCAAAAAGCCACCAGGGAAACUGCUCACGAGGGCCGCGCAUCAAGUCGAGCGCGAGUAUCGCGUGAUUCGGGCCCUGGGUGGGACAGAUAUCCCCGUCCCCAAGGUCUAUUGUCUGUGCGAGGACAGCAGCGUGCUCGGCACGCCGUUCUACAUUAUGGAGUUUCUGGACGGGCGAAUCUUCCAGGACGCGUACAUGCCUGGUGUUUCUGGCGAUGAGAGGAAUGAAAUGUGGAAACAAGCGGUCCAGACGCUCGCGCGGCUUCACCGUCUCGACCCGGCAUCCAUUGGGCUCGCGGACUUCGGGAAACCACGCGGCUUCUAUCGUCGGCAGAUCAGGACGCUGAAGAAUCUCCACGAGUCAUACGCGAAAGUGACGGACGUCGAGACCGACGAGCCGGUGGGUAAUAUCCCAGGCACGGACGAACUGCUGGCGUACUUUGCAAACGAAACCCUGCAGCCGCACGACCGAGGCACCAUCGUGCAUGGGGACUAUAAGAUCGAUAACCUGGUGUUUCACAAGACCAAGCCAGUGAUCAUUGGGAUAUUGGACUGGGAGAUCUCAACCAUAGGCCACCCCCUUUCGGAUCUCAGCAAUCUCGUGCUUCCUUGGACCGUUACUCAGAGUUCCAGGGAGAUCAAGCAGCACUCGCACCCGGCGUUUGAUGUUACAGGCGGUCCACCGGGACUGCCGAGCAAAGCGCAAUGCCUGGAAUGGUACCGCGAUGUGGUAGGGUGGGACCCAAGCCAUGAUAUCGUCUGGGCCGACGCUUUUAUGAUCUUUCGCACGAGCGUCAUGCUGCAGGGCAUAGCUGCCAGGCACGCGGUUCGGCAGGCGACUGGGGAGGACUCGUUGAUACUGGGGCGCGAACGGUUUCCCUACGCGCGAGCGGCGCUACAAAUAGUAAGGGGCCUCAAAGCGAAAGGGGAGAACGUGGCUGGGAAGGGAAGAUUGCAGAGGGUGGGCCGCCUGUAG
Messenger RNA from Cladophialophora yegresii CBS 114405, 1128 nucleotides. Its product is annotated as aminoglycoside phosphotransferase. The transcript has 4 exons. The record is from RefSeq and is a predicted model, not a curated record. Gene Ontology annotation, biological process: protein phosphorylation. Lineage: Eukaryota; Fungi; Ascomycota; Eurotiomycetes; Chaetothyriales; Herpotrichiellaceae. Gene Ontology annotation, molecular function: protein kinase activity. Bases 1 to 1128 code for a protein of 375 amino acids.